This is a messenger RNA of Dama dama (fallow deer), 3537 nucleotides long. It is a transcript of the gene KLHL8, whose product is annotated as kelch like family member 8. The transcript has 10 exons. The coding region runs from base 374 to 2227 and encodes 617 amino acids. Lineage: Eukaryota; Metazoa; Chordata; Mammalia; Artiodactyla; Cervidae. The record is from RefSeq and is a predicted model, not a curated record. Gene Ontology annotation, molecular function: protein binding.
AGGAUUGCUUAUUUCUUUAAUAAUGAAUGUGAGUUUAAUUAAUCAGAAAUGGAAAACAGAAGAGUCAUUUUAGCAAAAAUUUUACCUGUGGAAAUACUGUCAUAUUAAAAAGAUCAGUGUUUUUAUAAAGGAAAAGAAUCUGAAAAAGAAAAACGUGUGUAACUGAGUCACUUUGGUCUUCAGCUGAAACACAACAUUGUAAAUUCACUAUACUUCAAAUGAAAAAGCAAACUGGACAAUGGCAUUUGAGUAGGUUUUGAGAAACGUCUGAAGUUUAGUGGACUGCAUCUACCUUCUGCCUUCUCCCCAUCCUUUACAAAAGAAUAAAUGGGAUGUUUCAGAAGAGAGCUGUUUUAAAAGAAGAGUGUUGCAAAUGGCUUCAGAAGCUGUGAAUGCAAAACAGGCUAGGAAUCGCUUCACAAAGGGGAAAAGACAACAGCAAAUAAAGAACAGAUCUUCACUUGGUGAUGGUGAUGCAGAAGACUCCUUUCUCUUUGAAGCAAAUGAAGCUUGGAAAGAUUUUCAUGGUUCUCUUCUUCAGUUUUAUGAAAAUGGAGAACUCUGUGAUGUCACACUGAAGGUUGGCUCAAAGCUAAUCUCCUGUCACAAACUGGCAUUGGCUUGUGUUAUUCCCUACUUCAGAGCCAUGUUUCUCUCUGAAAUGGCUGAAGCCAAGCAAACACUGAUUGAAAUAAGAGAUUUUGAUGGUGAUGCAAUAGAAGACUUGGUAAAGUUUGUCUAUUCUUCACGGCUCACUUUGACAGUUGACAAUGUCCAGCCUCUCUUAUAUGCAGCCUGUAUUCUACAGGUUGAACUGGUGGCUAGAGCUUGUUGUGAAUAUAUGAAGUUACAUUUUCAUCCCUCCAACUGUCUGGCGGUAAGAGCCUUUGCAGAAAGUCACAAUCGAAUAGACUUAAUGGACAUGGCGGAUCAGUAUGCCUGUGAGCAUUUUACUGAAGUGGUGGAAUGUGAAGACUUCGUAAGUGUGUCGCCUCAGCAUCUCCAUAAGCUUUUGUCCUCCAGUGACCUAAACAUUGAGAAUGAAAAGCAGGUCUAUAGUGCUGCCAUCAAGUGGCUUCUUGCCAAUCCUCAGCAUCAUCCCAAGUGGUUGGAUGAAACACUUGCACAGGUUCGUUUGCCGCUGUUGCCAGUUGACUUUCUCAUGGGUGUUGUGGCAAAAGAACAGAUUGUCAAACAAAAUCUAAAAUGUAGAGAUUUAUUAGAUGAAGCAAGAAAUUACCACCUUCACUUGAGUAGCAGAGCAGUACCUGACUUCGAAUACUCUAUUCGGACUACCCCAAGGAAACAUACUGCUGGUGUGCUGUUUUGUGUAGGUGGUCGAGGUGGGUCAGGUGACCCCUUCCGCAGUAUUGAAUGCUAUUCUAUCAACAAAAACAGUUGGUUCUUUGGACCAGAAAUGAACAGUCGAAGGCGACAUGUGGGUGUAAUCUCAGUGGAAGGUAAAGUGUAUGCAGUGGGUGGACAUGAUGGCAAUGAACACUUAGGUAGCAUGGAGAUGUUUGAUCCUCUCACUAAUAAAUGGAUGAUGAAGGCAUCAAUGAACACAAAGAGGCGAGGAAUUGCCCUGGCUUCCUUGGGAGGCCCGAUUUAUGCCAUUGGAGGGUUAGAUGACAACACUUGCUUCAAUGAUGUGGAGAGAUAUGACAUAGAAUCUGAUCAGUGGAGUACAGUGGCACCAAUGAAUACUCCCCGUGGAGGCGUUGGCUCCGUGGCUCUCGUGAACCAUGUUUAUGCAGUAGGUGGCAAUGAUGGAGUAGCUUCUCUGUCUAGUGUGGAGAGGUAUGAUCCACAUCUUGAUAAGUGGAUAGAAGUUAAAGAGAUGGGUCAGCGAAGAGCAGGCAAUGGAGUUAGUGAGCUCCAUGGUUGCUUAUACGUUGUUGGUGGUUUUGAUGAUAAUUCUCCUCUGAGUUCUGUUGAACGGUAUGACCCUCGAAGCAACAAAUGGGAUUACGUAGCAGCCCUUACCACUCCCAGGGGUGGAGUGGGGAUCGCAACAGUGAUGGGCAAAAUCUUUGCAGUUGGUGGCCAUAAUGGAAAUGCAUAUCUAAAUACAGUGGAAGCAUUUGAUCCAGUGCUGAAUAGGUGGGAGCUUGUUGGAUCUGUGUCUCACUGCAGAGCUGGAGCAGGUGUAGCUGUGUGUGCCUGUUUAACUAGCCAAAUCCGAGAUGUAGGUCACGGAUCCAGCAAUGUGGUUGACUGUAUGUGACUUGAGUUCUAGUCACCAACAGUUUAGUCUUAUCUGAUAGGCAAGAAAGACAAGGAGGAUUUUGUGAUGGCCACCUUUGAGCAGUUUUAACUAUUACUAGAGUGUCAUGUAAAUGUAAACUGUUGUAUGUGACUGAGUGCAACUUUUGGAAUGGUAGCUGAAGAAUUACUAGUAAUAAAGUUAAUAUUUCCCACUUUAACAAAUAAUGAAGUAGGGAAAGAAGACAGUCUAAGCUGAAACCUCCUCCAAAAAAAAAAUAAAAGAAACGUUUAACAGUGGAGUGCCAGAACCUUGAAAUUAACUUUUUUUUUUAAAGUGUGGAUGAAUGAAAAUGCAAAAUGAAGUCACUUACUGAGCUUUACCUUUUGCCUAAAGGCGUUAACCUUAGGCAUUGGAUUUUCCCUCUGGGGAGAUAAGAACCUGUUCAUCAACUCAGAGAUAUCAGGACUCCUAACAGACCUGCUCCAUUUGAAGAUCAUUUCUCCUUGGUGCUGAUGAAUUUAUGCCUUGCUUUCUUCUAGGUGUUGAUUUGUCAAUUCCUUGGAUAUUUACAGAAGUAGGAAAAAUGUUUCAUCUUUCUGAGUGUCCCUGGGCUGUGUUUUCAGAAGCCUAUAGGCUUAUAGGCUUCAUUUCAGUUUGAAUUGUUAGGACACCAAAAGAUCUAAAUGAACAAUUCCAUCUGAAUGAAUCUACACUUAUUUUUUCAUGUGAAAGGGGUUUUGUUUCAUAGUAAUAAAAAAUGGAAUCACAUGAGAUUAUUAGAGGAGAAGGCUUUAGAGUCAGCAUUACUCUAGUGCCCAUUUGAGAGACCUUGAUUGAAUGGGAGUGGUGUCCAUUAUGUGACUCCCUAAUGAUGCAACUCCGAGAAUGUUUAACACUCUUUGAUUUAAUUAUUUCAUUCUGAAUCUGAGAUUUAUUAUCUUUCUAUUUUGCUGUUUGCCACCAUCAUAGUUUUUCUAACUGUACAGAAUCUGGAUUUAUUUAUUAUGAGAAAAUGAAUUCAUAUCUACAAAAGCCCUUUACAGACUUUAGUUGAACUGUUGAUUAGUUCAUAUCCAUCUUUACCAAUAAAAGAUACUGUAAAAGCAAAGGAAGAUAAAACUUCUUUUCUCCUGUUAUAUUUCUCUCCAGUGUACUUACUGAAUUUUAAUUGAAAAUAUUUCUUUACAUUGCUUUGAAGGCAGGAUGUUUAUACACUUGUUGAUCUAACAGCUCUUCAUGGUUUUACCAGCAUUAUAAAGUGACUUAUUCAUUAUAUGUAUAUAUUUUUAUAAAUAUUUAUGAAGAAUAUUAAAUUAUUCUAUUUCGUA